Pelobates cultripes (western spadefoot toad) is the source of this 429-nucleotide messenger RNA. NCBI's taxonomy places the organism in Eukaryota, Metazoa, Chordata, Amphibia, Anura, Pelobatidae. The record is from the annotation of a GenBank genome assembly.
AUGAUCAAGGCUAUCAACGUAGCCAAGGGAAUAAAGACAAUAACGAAGCCGCAUCCUUGUACUCUCGAAGAUGUCAAGAAGCUGCUUCUCAUUUGGAUAAACGAGAAACAGUUGGCAGGUGAUACAGUCACCAAGGGCAUCAUUUGCGAGAAGGCAAGGGCCUUGUACAAUGGCCUGAAAACUAAGCUGCCAGGUCCAUCUGUAACAGACAAAAAGAGCUUCAAGAGGAGCCGUGGUUGGUUCAAGAACUUCAAGUGUCAUCUGGCAUGGGGAGGCUGCGAGCGCCGACAUCAAGGCAGCAGAGGUAUUCGUCAAAGAGUUCGAAAGGCUUGUGGUUUCCGAGUGUUAUGUGCCACAGCAAGUUUUCAAUUGCUACGAGACUGGGCUUUUUUGGAAGAAGAUGCCCAAGAGGACCUAUAUCACUGCUGA